Molecule: messenger RNA, 3240 nt
Organism: Morchella sextelata
Lineage: Eukaryota; Fungi; Ascomycota; Pezizomycetes; Pezizales; Morchellaceae
Exons: 2
Coding region: 1-3240 (1079 amino acids)
Molecular function (GO): protein binding
Source: RefSeq, a predicted model, not a curated record
AUGCACAAGGACAAGACGGGCUGGCACCGCUGCAUUGCGCAGCCAUCCGAAAUGAUGACACCGCUCCACUGGGCAGCUUUCUGCGGAUCUGGCGAUAUGGUUAAAUUGCUGUGUAAGGAUGUGUACCUAGACUUACCGGAUGAAUACGGCAGAACUCCUCUUCACCUUGCUGCAGCCAAAGGUCAUGAACAUGUGAUCAAAAUACUCUCGAGCAUACCAGAUGCAGGUGGAGAUAUCAGAGACCACGACGGAAUGACACCAGUAUUGCUUGCGGCAAAAGGUCUCCAUGAAGAUGCGGUGAAGGCAUUCUUGGGAUGUGGUACGCUAGAGUAUGGAUUCACGGCACUUCAUGUUGCUGUUCAGGGAGGCUAUUUUCUCCUUGUCAAAGAACUUCUCACUGCUGGCGCAGACAAGGAGGCGUUGACUAUGACUGGGUUUACAGCUCUACACCUUGCAAGCCGAACAGGAGACGACAAGAUCAUCAAGAUGCUAUUACAAUCAGGCGCGAAUAAGAAUGCCCGGGAUAUUAACAAUCGUACGGCACUACAUAUGGCGACUAUAUGUGAACACUGGAAAGCCAUGGAGGUUCUUCUUUCUGCUGGUAUAGAUACAGAAGCGCAAGAUAAUCAAUCCUGCACGGCUCUCCAUUGGGCAAUCUCGGAAGGAUUCGUGGACACUAUGGAAAUGCUGCUCGAAUACCCAGGACCCGAUCUCGAGGAUAAGAAAGGGUGGACAGUGCUACAUCGAGCAGUUAUUAGUGGAGAUCAUGAAAUUCUCACUCGGCUCCUGCUGAAGACCUGUGUGAAGAAAGAUGCGACGGAUGUUGACGGGAAUACUGCAUUGUAUCUGGCUUGCGAGAGAGGAAACGAAAAUGCUGUGGAAACCCUCGUGAUCGUAGGUGCAAACCUGGAGAUCCCAAAUAUCCAAGGCUGGAAGGCAAUCCAUACGGCAGCUGCGCAGGGAAACAAAUCCAUUGAAUUGCUUUUGAAUGCGGGCGCCGAAAAGGAUACACCAAAUACGAGUGGUUUGACGCCGCUGCAUCUAGCUAUCCAAGGUAUCCAAGAUGAACAUGAGUUAGUUGUCCAGAUCCUCCUAGAUUCUGGUGCGAAUAUCGAAGUAAAAGAUGUGAACCAGCGCACACUACUUCACUGGGCUGCUGAAAUCGGAAGUCGGUCUAUCGAGACUCUCCUCAAGACGGAAAUGGAUACGAACGCAAGAGAUAAGGAAGAAUCAACACCGCUACAUCUAGCAAUCUUGUCAAAGCACGGAUUUUGUGUCCAAAAACUCCUAGACUCAGGCGCUGAUAUAGAAGCAGUCGAUAUAAAAAAGCGUACGCCUCUUCAUUUGGCGGCCAGAGGAGGGUAUGCUUCAGGUGUUAGUAUGCUUUUGAAUCGUGCAGACAGAGAGAGGAGGGACAAGGAUGGAUACACGCCGCUACACUGGGCAGUCAAGAAAGGCAACAUUGAAAUUGUAGAACUGUUCAUGGAAGUUCCAUUGGACAAAGGAUCGCGGAAUACAAAAGGAUAUACAGCCCUCCAUUUGGCGGCACAGGGCGGAAAUCAAUGUAUAUUCGACAUCCUAGCUUCUCGGGGGUGGGAUAUAGAGUCACAGGACAGGAAAUACUGGACGCCAUUGCAUUGGGCAGCUUAUAACGGGCAUGACCUUGUCAUCCAAUCCCUUUUAAAGGUUGGUGUCAAUAAAGAUGCAAGGGAUAAAGAAGGAUUGACGCCAUUGCAUCAGGCGGCGAAAAGUGGACACCCACUUGUUAUUAAGACGCUCAUAAAAGCAGGAAUGGACACGGAGGUAGAGGACAUCGUCGGGCGGACCCCCCUCCACUUGGCCGCUACUAGAGGGGAGGUGCAAUCAAUCGAGGUGCUUCUCCAAGGGAAGGCUCAGUGCAAUGCUAAGGACAACCUCAUGUCAACGCCACUACAACACGCCGCUUUCCACGGGAAAGAUGAAGCUAUUCGGGCUCUUCUAUGUGCAGGUGCAGAUAUAGCAUUGAUAGAUCAAGACGGUACGGCAUUGCAUUAUGCUGCUCACAAAGGACACCAAUCGACCGUGCAGGUUCUUCUGGAAAACGGAGCGGACCCGAAUGAAGUCAAUAUGAACCAGUGGUCGGCAUCACACCUCGCCGCCUUUGGUGGUCAUAUUCAGGUUCUAGAAGUACUCGCCAAGUCCAAGGCCAAUUUCCGGGCGAAAAAUAAAGAUGGAUCGACUCCUUUACAUAUGGCCUUACGCGGGAGGCAUAUGGAUGUGGUGAAGGCAAUCUUGGGAUGGGGAACAGACGCCACAACAGCCGAACUACACUAUGCUGCAUAUAUAGGAAAUCCGAUGGAGAUAGAAAGGCUUUAUAAUAGUGGUGUCUAUCUACAACUAACAGACGCCGCUGGGCUCACGGCACUUCAUCAUGCUGCUAGUAACGGACAUGAUGGAGCUCUCGCAAAGCUUCUUGAGCUAGGCGCAUACACAUCAAGCAAAGACAUAUACGGGCACACUCCUCUCUUCGAGGCUGCAGCAAACUCGCGUUACGGCUGCCUGAAGAUACUCAUUGAUAAAGGUGCGGAAGUGGAUUCGCAAAGUAUCGUCGGUUGGACAGCCCUGCACUAUGCUUCGUAUGAAGGGAAGGAUCUAAUCGCCAAGACACUUCUUCAAUCCCGUGCCGAUACCGAGAUAAAAACAAAUAAUGGAGAAACCGCGCUCAAUUUGGCUUGCGAUGUCGGACACGAGUCUGUGGUAAGAGUACUGUUAGUUGCGGGCGCGAAUGUCAAUCCCCGAGACGGGUCUGGAUGGACUGCGCUUCAUGGAGCGGUCCAUGGCGGUCAUCUCGAGCUGUUAAAAGCACUAAUUGAGGCUAAGGUAGAUUUAAAUGCAACCCUAAAGGACGGAUCAACGGCAUUUCAUGUAGCGGCGUUUCUAGGGCACUUAGAAGUGGUAAAGACACUUCGAAAGGCAGGUGUGGAUGUUUGGGCGUUGAACUUGAUCAAUGGAUGGACAGCAUUGGAGUACGCUACUAGUAGCAAAAGCCAGGAGAUGGUUGAUUUUCUUCUAAGUGAGGACGUUGUUUCGCCAGAUCAUGUCAAGUCACGAUUUACGAUGCCUGAAAACGAUAGCGCUAUAGAACCGCUUUUUCGUCAGGGACUCGAGCUGCGCGCUGAUUGGAGAAGGAAAAUCUGUGGUGGGGAGGAGGAAGAAAGAGGAAAACGGGUACUCAAGCGCCAAGUUAGAGUUGUAUUAUAG